GUUUAGAGUCCAACAGAAGGUAUUUCUUGCUCAGCUCGAGAGCAAUGGCUUCGAUUUACUCUUCUCACGGACAUCACAUUCAGGACCCAUAGUUCCAUCGUUUUUUCCAUCUCCCCGCAUCUCUCCGCGACCUCAACUAACUCAGCGGGACGCACAUUCCCCGCAACAACACGCUCACCAUGGCGGGCACUUUGCGGGUUCUGACCGGCUCGUGUCUUAGUAGAGCUCUCCCACGCGCAUCGUACAGGAUUCCAGUCCGCAAUGUCGUCUCUGGCGCACACCUUCGACCGUUGUCUACCUCCACCCAGAUCUUCCACGAUGUAGCGCCUCUUCGAAAGUACCGAAAGGACCUUCUCCUCAACAAACGGACAGUCGGACUUGUGCCGACUAUGGGCGCAUUGCAUAACGGACAUCUCUCCCUUAUCCGUCAGGCAGCAGCAGAGAACACAGACGUCUUCGUCACCGUCUAUGUUAAUCCUACACAAUUUGGUCUCAAUGAAGAUUUGGCAUCCUACCCCAAGACAUGGGAGGCCGAUAUGCAGAUGCUUGGUGUUUUGGAUCAAGAGCUAGCAUCUGCAGGUAAAGGCAGAGUUACAGCUGUCUUUGCGCCAUCGACGAAGACUAUGUAUCCCAUAUUACCACCCGAUAGCAGCAUUCCUGGCAAAGGCUCCUUCGUAGAGAUGCGACCAUUAGGUCAGCUUCUUGAAGGAGCAUCCCGACCAGUUUUCUUCCGAGGUGUAGCUACAGUAUGCCUGAAGCUAUUCAAUAUAUGCACACCCGACCGAGUCUAUUUUGGGCAGAAAGACAUACAACAAACUGUUGUUAUCAGGCGUCUUGUUAAGGACUUUCAUCUUGAUACGGAGGUGAGAAUUUGCCCUACAGCUAGGGAAAAGGACGGUCUGGCGCUAUCUUCCCGGAAUGUGUAUCUUGGUACUCGCCGCCGUAAUGUUGGUAUAGUUUUGAAUCAGUCUUUGCGCAAGGCGGAGGCGCAAUACAAGGCCGGGAAACGGAGUAGAGGUGAUAUACUUUGGCCGGCAAAUGAUCACGCCGACAAAACUCUUUUUGAGCAGGAUGCGCUAUUGUCGAGUGAGCGAGCGAGAUUCGAAGUCGACUACAUUAGUCUUGCUGACCCUGACACUAUGGAGGAGAUCGAGGAAGUUGACGCAACCCGUGGGGCUAUUCUUAGUGGAGCAGUGAAGAUGUUGCCUCUCGAAGAGCCUCAAGAAGGCGAAGAGCUGGGCGUUGGAGGUGGACAGAUACCAGUGCGCCUGAUUGAUAACAUCGUUCUUGAGCCGGCCUUAUAGAUACUCUCAAAAUUCUCCAACAAUAUAUCACGACAGGAUCAGAUUUUCUAAUAUACGAAUCACUUAUGACAAAGAUAGACCUUCUCUGUGCUCG
Molecule: messenger RNA, 1398 nt
Organism: Aaosphaeria arxii CBS 175.79
Lineage: Eukaryota; Fungi; Ascomycota; Dothideomycetes; Pleosporales
Product: Nucleotidylyl transferase
Exons: 2
Coding region: 180-1304 (374 amino acids)
Biological process (GO): pantothenate biosynthetic process
Molecular function (GO): pantoate-beta-alanine ligase activity
Source: RefSeq, a predicted model, not a curated record